GCCAGUGGCCUGAGUUCUCUGGUGGCCGGAAGGUCUGGGUGGCCAGGGCUGGCGCCGGAGGAUCGCGGGCUCUUGGGUCAUGUCCGCCCAGGGGGAUUGCGAGUUCCUGGUGCAGCGAGCCCGGGAGCUGGUGCCCCAGGACCUUUGGGCCGCCAAGGCGUGGUUGAUCACGGCCCGCAGCCUCUACCCGGCUGACUUCAACAUCCAGUAUGAGAUGUACACCAUCGAGCGCAACGCGGAGCGGACGGCCACGGCGGGGCGGCUGCUGUACGACAUGUUUGUGAACUUCCCAGACCAGCCAGUGGUGUGGAGAGAAAUCAGCAUUAUUACAUCAGCAUUAAGGAAUGAUUCGCAGGAUAAACAAACCCAGUUUUUAAGAAGUUUGUUUGAAACGCUUCCUGGUCGGGUCCAGUGCGAAAUGCUCCUGAAGGUCACAGAACAGUGCUUCAACACACUGGAAAGGUCAGAAAUGCUCCUCCUGCUCUUGAGGCGCUUCCCUGAAACAGUGGUGCAGCAUGGGGUUGGCCUGGGGGAGGCGCUGCUAGAAGCAGAAACUAUUGAAGAACAAGAGUCUCCUGUGAACUGUUUUAGGAAAUUGUUUGUUUGUGAUGUCCUUCCUCUAAUAAUUAACAACCAUGACGUCCGAUUGCCUGCCAAUUUACUAUAUAAGUACUUGAACAAAGCAGCCGAGUUUUAUAUCAGCUACGUCACCAGGUCCCCUCAGAUAGAGAGUCAGCUUCAAGGUGCCCAAGAUACAUCUGAUUUAAUGUCUCCUAGCAAACGGAGCUCUCAGAAAUACAUAAUAGAAGGCCUGACUGAAAAAUCAUCCCAGAUUGUGGACCCUUGGGAGAGGUUGUUCAAGAUUUUGAAUGUGGUUGGAGUGAGAUGUGAAUGGCAGAUGGAUAAAGGAAGACGAAGCUAUGGUGAUAUUUUGCACAGAAUGAAAGACCUCUGCAGAUACAUGAACAACUUUGACAGUGAGGCCCAUGCGAAAUACAAGAACCAGGUGGUUUAUUCCACCAUGCUGGUCUUCUUUAAGAAUGCUUUCCAGUACGUUAGCAGCAUUCAGCCAUCCCUCUUCCAAGCGUGUCUUAACAGACAACAUAUUCUUCCCACUUUCAAGCAGAGUUCAGAUGACGAAGAAUGUGCAGCCAAAGGAAAGAAUCGUCACAUUGUGGUCAAUAAAGCAGAACUCUCUAACUCCGUUGAAGUGUUAGAAAGCUUUAAGCUGGCCAGGGAGAGCUGGGAGUUGCUGUAUUCCCUAGAAUUUCUUGACAAAGAAUUCACAAGAAUUUGUUUGGCAUGGAAGACAGAUACAUGGCUGUGGUUAAGAAUCUUCCUUACCGAUAUGAUCAUCUACCAGGGUCAAUAUAAAAAGGCAAUAGCCAGCCUGCAUCACUUAGCCGCUUUGCAGGGAUCGCUUUCCCAGCCACAGAUCUCAGGACAGGGGACCCUGGAGCAUCAGCGGGCACUCAUCCAGCUGGCGACCUGUCACUUAGCCCUGGGAGAAUACAGAAUGACCUGUGAGAAAGUUCUGGAUCUGAUGUGCUACAUGACCCUCCCCAUCCAAGAUGGCGGCAAGUCACAGGAAGAACCAUCAAAAGCGAAGCCCAAGUUUAGAAAAGGUUCAGAUCUGAAGCUCCUACCCUGUACCAGUAAGGCUAUCAUGCCCUACUGCCUGCGUUUGAUGCUAGCCUGCUUCAAGCUCAGGGCGUUCACGGACAGCAGAGACGACAUGGCACUGGGACACGUGAUUGUGUUGCUCCAGCAGGAGUGGCCGCGGGGAGAGAAUCUCUUCCUGAAGGCUAUCAAUAAGAUUUGCCAGCAAGGAAAUUUCCAAUACGAGAACUUUUUCAAUUAUGUUACGAAUAUUGAUAUGCUGGAGGAAUUUGCCUACUUACGGACUCAGGAGGGAGGAAAGAUCCAUCUGGAAUUACUCCCCAAUCAAGGAAUGCUGAUCAAGCACCACACCGUCACCCGGGGCAUCACCAAAGGCGUGAAGGAGGACUUCCGCCUGGCCAUGGAGCGCCAGGUGUCCCGCUGCGGCGAGAAUCUGAUGGUGGUGCUGCACAGGUUCUGCAUUAACGAGAAGAUCUUGCUCCUUCAGAGUCUGUCCUGACCGCCGCGCCCGCCUUGGCAGUGGCGGCAGUGUGGAUCUGAGAGUUGCUGGUCUCAUGUUCACCACUUAAAAGUGGAUUCCGAGAGCUUGAGAAGCCGAUUUCUAUUUUUAAGAGUCCUAUUUUGUAAGUUUUGUAAAACAAAGAGUCAGUCUGUUUUGUAAAUAAAGAAUGAUCUGAAAUU
This is a messenger RNA of Dipodomys ordii (Ord's kangaroo rat), 2301 nucleotides long. RefSeq names its product integrator complex subunit 10 (gene Ints10). The coding region runs from base 80 to 2119 and encodes 679 amino acids. Lineage: Eukaryota; Metazoa; Chordata; Mammalia; Rodentia; Heteromyidae. Gene Ontology annotation, cellular component: integrator complex. Gene Ontology annotation, biological process: snRNA processing. The record is from RefSeq and is a predicted model, not a curated record. The transcript has 16 exons.